GCCUUGGGCAAUCGGAAAAGACGGGAGAGGUGAAAACCCGCAAUUUUUAGCCAAGUAGCAAACCGGCUAACCCGCUGUCUUUAAACUAGAAACCCCAGCAAACAAAUAACAAUGUCUGAGGAAAAGCCGAAGGAAGGUGUGAAGACGGAGAAUGACCACAUUAACCUGAAGGUAGCUGGUCAAGACGGCUCUGUUGUCCAGUUUAAAAUCAAGAGGCACACUCCACUCAGCAAACUGAUGAAGGCGUACUGCGAAAGACAGGGAUUGUCAAUCAGACAGAUCAGGUUUCGAUUUGACGGACAGCCUAUUAAUGAAACAGACACACCUGCACAGCUGGAGAUGGAGGAUGAAGACACUAUUGAUGUAUUUCAACAACAGACAGGUGGAGCCUCCUAAAGCUGGAUCCUACCUGUGUUCAGAGGACUCCACACUUGAAAAGCAUCCACUCAAUUAUUAUUUGUUGUUUUUAAUCCAUUUAAGUCCUUGUUCCACUUUCUUUUCCACCAGUUUAUCAUUUUUGUGAUCCGUCAGCACCUAGCCCUACAUGUUAGCAUGGAGAGGCAGAAUUAUGUCAUGUAGGGUUCAAAUCUAACUUGAGAUCUGCAUGCUUAACUUGAAUUCUCCCUUAAAUGUCCCAUUAACAUCAAUGCACGAUCAUCCCAGGUGUACAGGCAGAACUCAAGCUGGGAUUUGACCCACAAUGAAAACGGCAGCCAGACAAUGAUAAGGAGGUAGUGGUGACCUACUUUAAAGUUUAUCUGUGUCCUGAUCGUAAGAUUACCUGCCACGCAUUUAAUAAUUUCUGGUUUACAUUUAUAGAGAUUGAAAGCGUUCAGCUUUUGAUUCAUGUUUAGGGAAGAUGUAUUUAUGUUUCAUACUGUGGACAGAUGUGUGGGCGAGGGGGGGGAGGGGGGAGUUAUUGUCCAUCACAGAUUGAGAGACUUUUAUUGGCAUACAGGUUUCAUAUGCAACGUGCUGUCAUUAGUCACCCGUGUUAGAUGGAUGCAGUCGCAGAAUAAAUGGUCUAAUUUCAGUGCUCUGAUUUUUUACCUCUACAACGUAUUCACAAAGUACUAGUGCUGAGACAUGUACAUAGGGGUGCUUCACCUCACUGAUGUCAGCCAGUAUGCCGAUUUGAUCGAAUUAGAUAUUAAAACAAAUGGUAACGUGUCUGGACCAAAUGUUAAGUGUUUUGAAAUGCAAAUCUCUUUGGUAGUAUUAAGAAGAAGAAAAAAAGUUUUGGUCUAUUUUAAUGUUUCCAAAAGAAAAGACCCAAUGUGUCUUGAGACCCCUCCUUGUACCCAUUCUAACUGCAUUAAAGAUAUUUUAUCACCCAAUACAAGGGAAACCUGACGGUUUGAAUCAGUGGUCUCUUCCAGAUGUAACUCAUUGGCUGUAUUCUGCAGACACUAGUUAACAAGGUCUGAAAGGAUUUUAUUGGUAUUAGUCCCGUCUUCAAAAGGGCAAGAUUUGCAAAUUACAGUCUGAUUUAAUUCCAGGCCCCUAACCCCAACCCCUGCAUAUCUAGUAAAUGGAGGAAAAUGUGGAGGUUUGUCUGAGACAGACCAGUGACUUGUUUAGUUGAAAUCAGAACUGUCUCCAUACACAUCUGAAUCUGAGGGUUUUGGUCUUGGGUUUAGUUAUGUGUGGAAGGAGGUGUUAGCAGGAAGGUUUCAGGUUUAGGGAUGUGUGGAAGGAGGUGUUAGCAGGAAGGUUUCAGGUUUAGGGAUGUGUGGAAGGAGGUGUUAGCAGAAAGAUCAUCCAAUUAUUUUGUUUCUCUGCUGAUUUAUACAUUACUUCCCUCCCUUGUACAUUACUUGUUGUCCAAUACUACUGUAUACAAUAAAUAUAGUUUGGUACUGAG
This is a messenger RNA of Hypomesus transpacificus, 1864 nucleotides long. RefSeq names its product small ubiquitin-related modifier 3-like. The record is from RefSeq and is a predicted model, not a curated record. Gene Ontology annotation, cellular component: nucleus. Gene Ontology annotation, molecular function: ubiquitin-like protein ligase binding; protein tag activity. Lineage: Eukaryota; Metazoa; Chordata; Actinopteri; Osmeriformes; Osmeridae. The transcript has 4 exons. Gene Ontology annotation, biological process: protein sumoylation. The coding region runs from base 112 to 396 and encodes 94 amino acids.